Molecule: messenger RNA, 1541 nt
Organism: Daktulosphaira vitifoliae (grape phylloxera)
Lineage: Eukaryota; Metazoa; Arthropoda; Insecta; Hemiptera; Phylloxeridae
Gene: WDR79
Product: telomerase Cajal body protein 1
Exons: 9
Coding region: 255-1358 (367 amino acids)
Biological process (GO): Cajal body organization
Cellular component (GO): Cajal body
Molecular function (GO): protein binding; RNA binding
Source: RefSeq, a predicted model, not a curated record
UCACCGUAACGCCGCUGGUCCAAUAUCAUAUGUGAAUUUAGGGUUGUUACAUUUAAAAAUUAAUUAACGUUUAAAAUAAUGGUUUAAACAUUUCAAAAACACUAAAAUUUACAUUAGUCUGAUUUAGAAAAUAUGUUUUUUAACAGCAUUGUUAGAAACAUACGACGAUGAUUAACUUGUUUAUCUAUAAUCGUGCUAAUAGUGAACUUAUCAAGUAUUAUGGAAUCAACGUUUUGUAGUUAUUAAACAUAGAAAUGCAGUCUCCAUACUUUAAAAGUCUUCAAUGUAUUUGUACUAUUUCAGAUGAAUUUUUUGCUUAUGAUAAAGAAUUUCAGCAAUGCUUAAAAGGCUGUAAAUGGUCUCCUGAUGGUUCAAGUAUUUUAACUAAUAGUGAAGACAAUAUUCUCAGAAUUUUUAAUCUAGAGGUUGAUGAUUUAAACCAAUGUAUUGGACUACAAAAAAGUUUGCAAUUAAAAGAAGGUGGAACUAUUUAUGAUUAUUUAUGGUGUCCAAAUACUUCAAUUUCUCAUGGAAACAAUAGCCUAAUUUUAUCUACUAGUAAUCGUUCACCAAUACAUUUGUGGAAUGCAAAAAAUGGGAAAUUAGAAGCUACCUAUAGAGUAUAUGAUCAUGUGGACGAAGUGGCUCAUGUUAAUUCCUUGUGUUUUAAUUGGUCAGGAGAGGAAAUUUACUGCGGAAGUCUUGGUAAAAUUAACAUUUUUUAUACAGAUCAACCGGGUCGAAAUUUCACAGAAAUUCCUACUAAGAAAGAUCUUCAUAGAAGUAUCAUAUCAACAAUAGCUAUGAAUCCAGUUGAUAGAAGUGUUUUUGCUGUGGGCACAUAUAGCAAAGAUAUUGGAAUAUAUGGAGGUAAUCAAUUAAUGUAUAUACUGAGAGGUCAUAAAUCUGGCGUAACCCAUGUAAAGUUUUCUCCUGAUGGCCUCAGAUUAUAUUCUGGUGGUAGAAAAGGCGAUGAUGAUAUUGUUUGUUGGGAUUUAAGAAAUGUUGGUCAAACAUUAUUCUCAGUCAAGAGAACAGUUACUACAAAUCAAAGAAUUUAUUUUGAUAUCUCAUCUGAUGGAAAAUUUUUAGUAUCAGGAAAUAGUUCUGGUGACAUAAAAACAUGGAAAUUAGAUCAAAUAAUAAAUACUCAAGAAGACGUUGAAUGUGUUCUCCCACUAAAUUCUAGCAUUCAAACUCAUUAUGACUGUGUUAAUGGUGUAAGCUUACAUCCAUAUCAGCCUUUAGUGGCAACUGCAUCAGGGCAAAGACAUAAUAAUUUUAUUUGUGAUGAUGAUGAAAAUGGAGAAAAAUCAAUUAAUUUUGACAGUUCAUUGAAAAUUUGGAAAAUUAAUUAGUCUUUUCUUUGUUUAUAAUAAAAUCGAAACACUAAAUCUACAACAUUCAAUUAAACAUGUAUUACAGAUUGUGUGAGCCAAUCUUGAAGAGACUUAUGUGUUCUUUCAUAAUAAUCUGAAUUAAUUUCUAUUUCUUUAUAUAAUUUAUUAAAUGUUUUUUGUAAACUUAGUGGUAGAGUUGUU